CAACUGUCAUCUGUAGCAGCUGACAGCUAACCUAACCAAUAAAUAAUUGUUUAAGCUUUGACCGGUAUUGAAUAAUUGAAGGACUAUUUCAAGUCUGAGAAAUUAGAACCCCUGCGUUAGGUCAACCAUACGAAGCCGAUAUAAGCUCACUCAGAACAAUUAUCUCAUAUCGUCAUUACAAUAAACCAAUUCACAAGGCUCAUACAUCAUGGCUGGUAACGGAAAAUUAGCUCUCCUUAGUGUUUCGGAUAAGACAGGCUUACUGCCAUUAGCCAAAUGCCUGUCAGAAAUCGGCCUCGGCCUGGUGGCCAGCGGCGGCACUGCUACAGCUCUUCGGAAUGCUGGCCUCUCAGUCACAGAAGUUUCCGACAUUACUAAGGCUCCAGAAAUGCUCGGAGGACGAGUGAAAACUCUACACCCUGCUGUGCACGCCGGUAUACUUUCCAGAGUGACAGACUCUGACCAAGAAGACAUGAAAAGGCAGAAGUUCGACAUGAUCAGCGUAGUUGUCUGCAACUUGUACCCGUUCGUCCAAACCGUAUCGAAGCCCGGCGUGACCAUCGCUGACGCUGUAGAGAACAUUGACAUCGGGGGAGUGACAUUACUCCGCGCUGCAGCUAAGAAUCACGAUAGAGUCACCAUUAUCUGUGACCCCAACGAUUACGAUACUGUUAUUGCUGAACUUAAACAAAACAAGGACCACCAGACCUCACUCGAUACUAGAAAGCGGUUGGCGUUGAAAGCAUUCACACAAACCUCGGAAUAUGAUCUUGCCAUCUCAGAUUACUUCCGCAGACAGUACUCCGCGGGAGAAGCUCAGUUGACUUUGAGAUAUGGUAUGAACCCUCAUCAGAAACCCGCGCAAGUUUUCACGACACGCGACAAGUUGCCGCUUACUACUUUAAACGGUUCUCCGGGCUUCAUCAACUUGUGCGACGCUCUAAACGCGUGGCAGCUAGUAAAAGAAUUGAAAGAGGCUUUGGGCUUGCCCGCCGCUACAAGUUUCAAGCACGUGUCACCCGCCGGUGCCGCUGUGGGAACUCCACUCACUGAGGAAGAGGCAUCCGUUUGCAUGGUAGCUGACUUACUCCCUACCCUGACGCCUCUCGCUUGCGCCUACGCCCGCGCCCGCGGGGCCGACCGCAUGAGUUCGUUCGGCGACUUCGUGGCGCUGUCCGACGAGUGUGACGCCGUGACCGCGCGCAUCAUAUCGCGGGAGGUGUCGGACGGCAUCAUAGCACCUGGAUACAGUGCGGAAGCAUUGGAGAUACUCAAAAAGAAGAAGGGAGGCAACUACUGCGUUUUACAGAUGGAUCCCAGCUACGAGCCAGACCUAUUGGAGCAGAAGACAAUCUUCGGCCUGACAUUGGAACAAAGACGCAACGACGCCAAGAUCACUCCCGAGCUGUUCAAGACUAUUGUCACCAACAAGAGCCAGCUCCCUGCUAAUGCCGUCAGGGAUCUCAUCGUAGCCACAAUUGCACUCAAAUACACACAAAGCAACUCUGUCUGCUUCGCCCGGGAUGGACAGGUGGUAGGUAUCGGCGCGGGGCAGCAGUCCCGCAUCCACUGCACGCGGCUGGCGGGCGGCAAGGCGGCGCUGUGGUGGCUGCGCCGCCACCCGCGCGUGCUGGCCAUGCGCUUCCGACACGGCGUCAGCCGCGCCGUGCAGGCCAACGCCAUCGACAACUACGUCAACGGGACCGUCGGUUCAGAUCUCCCACUAGACCAGUUCACCUCGCUGUUUGAAGGCAAUGCACCUGCCUUGCUGACUGAGAAGGAACGUGAGGAAUGGAUCUCUAAGAUGGACCGUGUCGCUCUCGCGUCUGACGCCUUCUUCCCUUUCCGUGAUAACAUCGACAGGGCUGUACAGUGCGGCGUCGAAUAUAUUGGCAGUCCGUCAGGCUCGAACAACGACAAAGAGGUUAUUGACGCGUGCAAUGAACACAAGAUCGUACUGGCACACACCAACCUCAGACUUUUCCACCACUAAGGAGACCAACUGGACUCCUUCACCAUCUCGAAUAUAUAAAUAAGCUACUAUAUCUUCCAUUUUAUCAUUAAGUUUAGAAUAAAUAAGGUUACAGUGAAAUAUAAAAUAUACCUUUAAAUACUUAUAGUAUUUAUCUUCUAUGAAUUAGUAAUUAAGCUACAAAUUUGUAUUUGAGACUCGCUUUUGCAAAGGUUAUAUUUGUAGUUUAACUAUGAAAUCAAAAGAUGUUUAUAAAUCGUGAUAUUGUAAUCAUUCCAGAGUAAUCUUUAUUGAUAACAUCUAUCAUGGAAAAAAUUAUUUUUAUUUUCGAUUUAUACAACUAUUUUUAUUACACAUUU
Messenger RNA from Trichoplusia ni (cabbage looper), 2331 nucleotides. RefSeq names its product bifunctional purine biosynthesis protein PURH-like. The record is from RefSeq and is a predicted model, not a curated record. Gene Ontology annotation, molecular function: IMP cyclohydrolase activity; phosphoribosylaminoimidazolecarboxamide formyltransferase activity. Gene Ontology annotation, cellular component: cytosol. Gene Ontology annotation, biological process: 'de novo' IMP biosynthetic process. The coding region runs from base 209 to 1993 and encodes 594 amino acids. NCBI's taxonomy places the organism in Eukaryota, Metazoa, Arthropoda, Insecta, Lepidoptera, Noctuidae. The transcript is spliced from 11 exons.